AACCUUGGCGGAGGACAACAUGAGGCAGAUGAAAAUGGAGAGUCCGGCUGCCACCGAAUCACCCGACUCCCAAAACCCGGAAAAUUCCUUCGUCUGGGAUGAACAGUCUCAGCUCUACUUUCACGCCAGUAGCGGAUUCUACCACGACCCGAAUGCUGGUUGGUACUAUAGCACCCGCGACGGCCUCUAUUACAAAUUCGAACAUGGAAAUUACGUUCUUCUUCCCUCUCACCAGGGUGAUAAUUUGGAGACCAAUAAUAGUAGUGAGAAUCCCAUUCAAGAAGACCCGUUUUCAGCUAUAGGGAAUACGGAUUGCAGCAGCAGUGAUGCACUUGAAAAUCACCCUCCACCCUCGGAAUGGCUAGAGGAUACGCUUAUAGAACUAUAUUUGUCUGGUUAUCCCAACUCAGAUGCGAAUGCUGGUGAUCAUGAUAUGACAGUGUACCCCGAAACAUAUGUUCAUGAUGGGAAUAAUGAUAGUCAUGAUCUCAAUGAAUGCACAUCGAUUCCAGAAGACUAUGGUGCUGUAAUCGAAUCAAGUCAAAAUGUCUCUGAUACAAGUGGUUCAUGGGAAGAAGAGAACUGGCGAGCUCAGUAUGGACAGGUUGUUCAAGAUGCAGAACUACCAAUUCCGGAGUCCUCACUGAUAAGUUUAUGGGAGUGGGAAAUGGUCACAAAGCCAAGAAAUGAUGGAAAAGGUGAGGUGCCAAGACUUGUUGGGAGGUUAGCUAAACAGUCUGCUAAGCUUCAUCCUUCUCUGCCGUCUGGUGGUGGUCUUUUAAAAACUGCUCCAAUUUGUGAAGUGCACCUUGACCUAGUACGCGUCACAACAGGACAAGUCUAUAAAUUGAGGACCCCCAGUAAACGAUAUUUGGCGUCUUUAUCAAUUUAUGAUUCUUCGAACCCAACCAAGGACUGGGGAUUCCCAGAAUUAUCAAACAACAGAGAAUCCCUUCCCCUCCCUAAAUCCAGUGUAAGAAGUGGUUCCAAAACUGCAGAUGGAAUGACAUUCAGCAGGGGUUCAUCGUUGUUGCCAGACACAGCACAUGAUAAGCUUGAAAGCUAUCAAUAUAGGGAUAGAGCUGCUGAUAGAAGAGCCUUGCAUGGUGGUUAUGGUGUGGGUCCAGGACAGAAGAAUUCAGUAGAUGGCGAUAGUGAUCGACCAACGCCUUCUACAGAGGAAGCUGCAGCAGAGGCCUUGAAUAUGUCAUUUGGAGUGGGAAGUUAUGCCCGGAAAGUUUUAGAAAGCAUGGGAUGGAAGGAGGGGGAGACACUUGGCAAGACUACAAAGGGAUUGGUUGAACCAAUUCAAGCACAAGGCAACAUUGGGAGUGCAGGAUUAGGGUGGCCUCAGGGAAGAUUAAAGCAUCGUUGAUAACUUGAUAUGACUGCUCAGUUUACUAGUUGUAUAGAUGAUCUUCUCAUGUAUCUCGCAGUUGCAUGGCCUAUCAGAAACCAUAUUAUAUUGGAACAGACUGAAUGCUCAAGGUUUAUGUUUAUCCA
Fragaria vesca subsp. vesca is the source of this 1503-nucleotide messenger RNA. RefSeq lists its product as uncharacterized. Gene Ontology annotation, molecular function: RNA binding. Gene Ontology annotation, cellular component: nucleus. NCBI's taxonomy places the organism in Eukaryota, Viridiplantae, Streptophyta, Magnoliopsida, Rosales, Rosaceae. The record is from RefSeq and is a predicted model, not a curated record. The transcript is spliced from 9 exons. The coding region runs from base 20 to 1375 and encodes 451 amino acids. Gene Ontology annotation, biological process: mRNA splicing, via spliceosome.